GGACAGCGCCGCCAAUUAAGCCCGCUAGAGAGCCUCCGCCAGCCCGGGCUUCCAUCGGAUCAACUCCCGCUCUGGAUAUGCGCUCGUCCACAGAGCGCCCCGCUGCCGGCCGCGAUGACAACCGCCAGUGACUUCCCCCGAGCAUGAAGGCUGCGCACACCACCCAGCGAGGCGGAGAAACUUCUGCAAGACUGAACCCUCCAGCGAACCUUCCCCGGUUGUCACUGUACUGAGACGUGACUUGCAGUGCGCGCCAUGGGGAUAAGACACAUUCUGCUGCUGCUCGUCUAUCUGGACCCGAUGAGCGUGUUGAGCGCGGCUGCGGGUGGUAAAAAAGCCAAGCAGACGCACAGGAAGAUUCCCAAAGCCACAGCGGCACCCACGGCGGCCCCGCAGCCCAAGACCCCGCUGCCUGUGCCGGUCAGCAACCACGACACCUGCCUGGGUUACUACGACGUGAGCGGCCAGUACGACAAAAUGUUCGAGUGCAACAACACGGACCAUCGCUACUGCUGCGGGACUUGCUACCUGCGCUUCUGCUGCGAGUACAAAAAGGACAGACUGGACCAGAAAGCCUGUAAGAACUACCAGACGCCCAUCUGGGUGCUGACGGCCGCUCCGUCCCAGGCUCCCACGGAGGAGACGUACGUGGACCAAACCAACACCGCCGUCUACAUCACCUGUGGGAUCAUCGCCUUCAUCAUCGUCAUGGGAGUGUUGGCCAAAGUUGCCUAUGACAAAGCCACAGAACCUCCACAAGAAAUGAACAUACACAGGGCGCUUGCAGACAUCCUGAGGCAGCAGGGGCCCAUACCCAUUUCUCAAUAUGACUGUGAGAACUUUGCAGCGAUUAAUGGUUCUUCCAAAGACAACACACCGAUCAGAACCUCAUCCAAGAACCAUUACACUCCCGUUCACACCUCCAAAUCCAAUCACGGUCACUAUGGAAAGGAGAGUGUUCGGAGCAGUGGUGGUGCGGACCUUCAUAACUUCAUCUCCUCUGGGUUUGUCACGUUGGGCCGUGGUCACCAGAAAGGAGAAAAACAUUGGCCGGUCCGCUCCCAAAGUCACCAUGGUACCCAUCAGCACAACUAUAACCAUGUGGCUCUAGGUAGCCCCAUACGCACACCUAAGAACGCCCACCGAUCGCUGAGGCGUGAAAACAAUCGGAUAAGUGGCAUCCUGACUUCGCAGACGGAGCCCUACGACCUGUCUUUUUCACGCUCCUUCCAGAGCCUGUCCCACCUGCCGCCGUCAUACGAGGCGGCCAUCAAAGCCGACCUCAGCCGCUUCUCGUCCUUGAAGAAACUGACAGAUAAAGAAGUGGAGGACUACUAUUCUCGUAAACGCCACCUGCCCGACCUGGCAGCAAGAGGCACUCUUCCCCUUCAUGUUCUUAAAAUCAGUCAAGACCCGCAGCAACAGCUUCAGAGCCAGGCCCAACAGUCCUCCAUCUCACAGGUUUCUACCCAACCACAGUCUUCCCAGCAGUCGUCCCAGCAAAGACAAAGACCCCGUCGUGUCCAGAGAGCCAUGUCUCAGGAUCGGGUUCUGUCCCCACAGAGAGCUCCGCAACAGGAAUACAACACAUCCUCGAAUGGUAUGUCACCCUACGGAGGUCGGAUCCUCUCAGAUGAACAGCUGCUGUCAGCUGAACGUCUUCGAUCCCAAGAGCGACUCCUUCCGCAGGACCGCCACACUUCCCAAGAACGCCUGUACACCAAGGACCGCAUGUACUCCAAGGACCGAUUGCUCUCACAGGAUCACCUUUACUCAAAAGACCGUCACUACUCUCAAGACCGACUCUACUCACAAGAUCGCCUGUACUCACAAGACCGCCUUCUGUCCCAAGAUCCUCUCCUCUCGCCAGACAAGAUGAUGAUGUCGCUAAAGCGCGGCAUGGUCAGCAGUGCGUCCGGUGGGUUCUACGACAUGGACAAGUCCAUGUCACGUGCCAUUUCGCACACAGACGUCUUCAUGCCCACCACGCCUCUGAUGGAUCGCUACAAGAUGACCAAAAUGCACUCCCAUCCCAGUGCCUCCAACAAUGGGGGUAGUGGAGCCAGUGCUGGGGCUCUGACAGCGGCGCCCUCAACACACUCAAACACUUUAGCAAUGAACCAGACUGUCACUAAGCGGCAGGCAUUCGCCACAAGACGGACUCACACCGUGGAACAGCUCCACUACGUCCCCCAGCAUCACCAGCAGCAACAGCCGCCGCAGCACUACCGCACUGGCAGCAAGACUGAGGUGACCGUGUAACCGCAACCGGGAAGUGCCUGAAUUGCACGGACAGUAACACUACUGUGCCAUUGGCUGAAGUAAUCAGGUGUGCUCAUGCUCGAUUAGAAUAGGACGGUGAUGAUUUAGCUUUCUUUGACCCACGUUCCAGGACCCAGAACAUCAACUCGCUUACUGUGAGAGACCGGUAAAAUGAGCUACACUGUAUGCUACAUCCAGAAUACUUUAAUUCAGGAGUUCUCCCUCUCACCUGCAAACAAUCGCACCACUCUCUGCAUUAUCAUUUCCAUGCACAGGCCCUGGUCUCGUUCUGUGGGUUUUGGUGAAGAAACACUAAUCUUUUCAAGCCGUGAUCAGCCCCCUUUUUCCAAAAAAAAAAUCUAGUGUAUGACCUUUUCUGUAAAAGGGCUUUUCACUGUAAAACCCAAGGUUCCAAUUCUUCAUUGACUUCUGAUGAACGACACUACAGCACCACAUAUAAUGAACUAUAAAAACAUCAUAAAUAUAUAGAUAAAAUGGACAAAAAAAUAUUUGUACAACCCAUCCUAUUUAUAGCUGUAGAGAGACGCUGAAUUUGAUGUUAUUUGCACUUUUUGGUGCCUCUAACAGAUGUUUCAAUUUCUAAAAAAUGACAUGUGGGUUAUAAAGCACAAAUCAUUAAAAAAAAAAGAAUAAUCAUAUUGUUACUGAAUUUUUAGUGACGGCUAGGGUUUUUGUAAGGCGAUGACAGUUACAUCACCUCAUAAAAGUGAGUACGCCUGCAUAUAUUUUAUUAUAUUAUCAUAUUUCUUUAUGGGGGAAAAAUUAAGACACUUUGAUACAAUUUCAAGUAGUCAGUGUACAUCUUGUGUGACUAAAUUACUGUCCCCUCAAAAUAACUCAACACACAGUCAAUGAUGUC
Nerophis lumbriciformis (worm pipefish) is the source of this 3142-nucleotide messenger RNA. It is a transcript of the gene shisa6b, whose product is annotated as shisa family member 6. Gene Ontology annotation, biological process: regulation of AMPA receptor activity; regulation of short-term neuronal synaptic plasticity. The record is from RefSeq and is a predicted model, not a curated record. Gene Ontology annotation, cellular component: AMPA glutamate receptor complex; postsynaptic membrane; postsynaptic density. Lineage: Eukaryota; Metazoa; Chordata; Actinopteri; Syngnathiformes; Syngnathidae.